AUGACCGGUUUUCUGCUCAUGGGGUUCUCUGACAUCUGGGAGCUGCAGCUGGUCCAUGCCACACUGUUUCUCCUGGUCUACCUGGUGGCCCUGACAGGGAAUCUCCUCAUCAUUGCCAUCACCACCUUUGACCGGCGUCUCCACACUCCCAUGUACUUCUUCCUCAAGAACCUGUCCUUCAUAGACCUGUGCCUCAUCUCCACCACCAUCCCCAAAUCCAUCGGCAACUCCCUGACCAACCACAGAUCCAUCUCUUUCCCGGGUUGUGUCAUCCAGCUCUUCUCCGUGGUUCUGUUUGCUGGUUCAGAGCUCUUUGUCCUCACGGCGAUGUCCUAUGACCGCUAUGUUGCCAUCUGCCGCCCUCUGCAUUAUGAGGCCGUCAUGAGCCGAAGGACCUGUGUACAGUUGGUGGCUGCUUCCUGGAUCAGUGCAGGACUGGUAGGAGUCAUGUCUGCAGCAGAGAUAUUCUCACUGCCCUUUUGUGGGUCCUACGAGAUCCCCCAAUUCUUCUGUGACAUCACCUCCGUAGUCAAGGGCUCCUGUUCUAAAAGUCACAUUGGCCUCGACGUGAUCAUAAUCACCAGUGCCUGUUUUGCUGUCUUCUGCCUGAUUUGCAUUCUCGUCUCCUAUGUCUGUAUCUUCUCUGCUGUGCUGAGGAUGCUGUCAGCAGCGGGGCGGUUCAAAACCUUCUCUACCUGCCUGCCCCACCUCGCUGUUACGACUGUAUUUUUCACCACAGCUGCUUUCGCUAACUUAAAUUUCUCUUCAGACUCCUCAUCAAUCCUUGACUUGCUGGUGUCUGUGUUUUACAUAGCAGUCCCCCCUGCCCUAAACCCCCUCAUCUACAGCCUGAGAAAUAAGGACAUGAGGAUGGUAGCAGAACUCUGUGACAGCACCGACUUCUACGUGGCCCAGUCAACUUUUUCGCCUACAAGGCACCCCUGCCACUGGACCCUUGCUUCACAGGGGAGCAAGCCGGAUGCUGGGAUGCAGAUGCUGUUGUUUCCAUGGGAACCUCUCAGGCCAGCUCCAUUGCUGAAGGUACAGGACUUUGUCUCUGUGGGUCUACAGGACCAGAAGGUUCUCACGUCACCCAAGCCAUUAGAUCCCUUAACAGGCUCCAAGUUGGGCCUCCAGGGAUCCCCUGUGGUGCAGCGGCUGCUUUAUCUACAGGGACAGGGGACUUUCUGGAGAGCAACUCAACAUCUGCAGCAGAUCUUAGAGAGACUGAGGACACCACACCAUUCCUUCGUGGCCAUCUGCACCCAGGAGUCCUAG
Molecule: messenger RNA, 1278 nt
Organism: Ornithorhynchus anatinus (platypus)
Lineage: Eukaryota; Metazoa; Chordata; Mammalia; Monotremata; Ornithorhynchidae
Product: olfactory receptor 14K1-like
Exons: 3
Coding region: 1-1278 (425 amino acids)
Biological process (GO): G protein-coupled receptor signaling pathway
Cellular component (GO): membrane
Molecular function (GO): G protein-coupled receptor activity; olfactory receptor activity
Source: RefSeq, a predicted model, not a curated record